Molecule: messenger RNA, 6460 nt
Organism: Paramisgurnus dabryanus
Lineage: Eukaryota; Metazoa; Chordata; Actinopteri; Cypriniformes; Cobitidae
Source: RefSeq, a predicted model, not a curated record
AGAAGAAGCCUUUAUGGCAGUGGUGACACUAUUCAGGAUCAUUUAUUAUCCAUAUGUUGCUCGCGUCAGAGCCAAGCCUCGCUUCAAAUCUCCCGUCACUAGCGGUCGGAAAUAUUGACAACAAUACAUUGAUGUUGCGAUGUCGACAAGUACAUCAGAGAAUGCAGGUCGGGACUGCAAGUGAAGUCACGUGACUUUGUGUGAGCGUGCAAGACUAAAGUGCAAGUCUAAAGUGCAAGUAGUUACUGCAGCUAAUUCUUUGUAAUUUCUGAUGACAUUUCGACAUUUUUGAAGACACAGAUAUCGCAAAUAUGUAAUGGAAACCAGCCUGACACUGAAAUACUUUGGUAACUACUUCACAACAACAUGAAGAAGAUCGUUUUACUCUCCAUCUUCUUCUCGCUAUUUAUUGGCGGUGUUGUGACAGGUGAAUCAGUGUUAGUGUAUGAGGGAGAUUCUGUUACUUUACACACAAAUACUAACACACAGAGAGAUCAUCUGAUCGAGUGGAGGUUUGGAGACCAUUGGGAUCUUAUAGCUAGAAUCAACGGGGACGCCAAUUUACUAAAAAUAUAUGAUGAUGUUCUUGAUGGGAGAUUCAGUAGCAGACUGAAGAUGAACAAUCAGACUGGAGAUCUCACCAUCACAAACAUCACAACACAACACACUGGACUUUAUAAACUAGAGAUCACCAACAAGGCGACUACAACAAAGACAUUCAUCUUUAAUGUGUCUGGUGAUACAGAUAAAGUGAAGACGGUGAUGAUGGGAGAUUCUAUCAUUCUACAUAAUAAUGUUAUCAAGAAACAAGGAGAUGAGAAGAUGAUGUGGAGGAUUCGACACAACAACUCUCCUGUAGCUGAAAUAGAAGUCUCACAUGCUGAUGUUCAUCAGAGAUUCAGAGACAGACUGUAUGUAAAUGUUCAGACUGGAAAUCUCCUCAUCACAAACAUCAGACCUGAAGACUUUGGAUCUUAUGAAGUAGAUGUCACUGUCGGCAGUCACAUAUAUACUAUACACAGAUCAUUCAAAGUCAAAGAUCAGUCUCCUGGUUCAAGAUCAAGAUUAGUUACAACAGCAAUGUGUGUUGUUGUGCUGCUGCUGCUUGCUGUCGCUCUUGCUGUCGCUGUCAUUUUUUACAAACGUCGUUCUAGGACUACUGGAAAUGAGAACAGAAACAAUGAGGAAGACCAGAUGAAUGAGGAACCUCUUGUUGGUGGUGGUGCUGCUGCUGCUGCUGCUGCUGAUGGUGCUUCUGCUGCUGCUGCUGCUGAUGAUGAUGAUGGUGGUGCUGCUGCUGCUGAUGAUGAUGGUGGUGCUGCUGCUGCUGAUGAAGGUGGUGCUGAUGGCGCUGCUGCUGAUGAUGCUUCCAAAAGAGAAAAUCCAGAGAAGAAGAGAGGAGGAGAUUCGGUGGAGAUAGAGAUGUCGAGUUUGUCUAAAAGCAGUCAUGGCAAAACUACAGAAUCAUCAGCCUCUUUCACACACUAAUUUUGGUAAAUUACCAUGAAUUUACCAGAAUGACUUUACUAGUAAAUACAAAAAUGUGCUGUUCACACAAGCCGUGACUUUCAUCUUUUUUACCAGCAAGACAUCAUUCACACAUCAGUACCAAAACACUGAUAAACUCUGUGAGAGCUGGAAAUGUUCACGGCUUUUCCUUUUGUCCAUGGGAUUGCAUGGACAAAAUAAUUUUUUUUACUUUUUUCAAGCAGUGUGUAAUAUCACUGCUCCGGAGCAGGUUAUCCUCCUCAGAGAGUCAGUUGCUAUGGUUACUCGCAUAAUCCAAAAGUUACCUCCGUUUUUGGAACAGCUUGGCGCUUGUGGCUUCUAGGGGUGCUAGACAUGAAAAAUACAUGUCUAGUGCACCCUAGUGGCCAAAAAGUUCUGCAGUGUGCCUUUAAAUCAUAGCUAACGUGUAUCAUAAACGACACUGAGCUACGGUGUUAUGUAAAAUGUGUACUAUAUAAUGUAAACAACGUUUGAUUCGCAGUGAGACAGCGACCUAUCGGUGUGAAGCUGCAUUCCAAGCAUUGAAUGUUGUAACGAACCGCAGCAACUUGACUACUGAACAUUUACGUCAGUGUCUCCGUCUCCGUCAUCACAUUUUUUUUGCCGCGAUUUAGGCAUCUGAUGAAAGACAAAAGGUGCCAUUUCUCUCAUUAGGCAUCUCUGUAUUUUGCACUUUGUUACUUUUGGCAUACUUCUUGUGUUUCACUUGUUGUUAUGAAUCUACUUGAAAUGCAAAAUACGCUUUGGUACAAUUUGAAUUUACUUUAUUUGUGAUUUACAUAAAUGAUCAACUAACCAGUUGUUUCGGAUCUAUGAAAAUGAUGAGAAUUCAGAUGUGGACCUUUAAAUGUAAACUUUGAGAACCCCUUUCAUAGAAGGUAUGUAACUUUAUUUAGUGCCAAAAUUAUACAACCCUAGAAUUUGUGUUUAGAUUGAAAUGGUCUAUUAUUGCCUUAUUUGGAAGGGUCAUGAAUAAUAAUGUCGAGCUCUGCUCUGAUUGGCUGUUUCUCAGAGCAGCUCCUUCAGUAGCUCUCUUUGUGUGUAAACAGAUCUUAUGUUUGAGUCUGUAGCAGAUUUUGAGGAACAAUCAGUUGUUUGGAGAUUGUUAAUGGACGUUUCUAAUGGGUAAGUUUGUGUUUGUGCAAAACAUAAGUGUAACAUCAAUAGUAGAACUUCAGCCUAAAUGUUAGCAUAUAGCAUUAACUAGCAUAUAGCAUUAACUAGCAUAUAGCACUAAUUCAGCAGUCACAACUUAGUUUUUAGCAUUGUAACAUCAUUGUAAUUAAUUUAAUGUUGGGGUGGACGUCUCGACUGUAAUGUUACACUCAGUGUUAUGUUGAGAUUGGUUUGCUUUCUGUUUUUGCGUGCACAAAGUUUACAUAAAAAUGAGGAAACAAACACGUUUGAGGCUUACAAUAUGUCAUUAGCUUUUACAGAACUCUAAUCAGGGCUCAUAUGGUCCUGGAAAAGUUAUGUUAUAUAAAAAACUAACUUUUUAGGUCUGAUAAAGUGCUGAAAUGAAUUAACCCAGAAAGUUUAGGAAAAGUCAUGAAAUUUUUCCAAAGAAUGCAUGUAAAAUAUAAAAUAUGUUAAUUUUAAUCAGGCAAUCUUGCGAUCAGAUAAGUCGAGUGAAUGCUUGUGGAGAUGAGUAGGAACAGUUGGCUUGCAUGAUUGUUUUUAGCAUCAAAAACCAGAAGAAGAAUAGCAGAGCAAUCAUUGUGGUCAGCGGCCCUAUAGGCUUUGUAUUGGCAAAAUUUGGCUUGUGAUGAAAGCUAAUUAACGUCGAGUGGCGUUUUCUUAUCUGUGCCGUCUAAAAUACAAGAUGUGAAAUGUUACUGAAGAUAGUUUGUCUUGGUCACUGUAACCUAUUUAAGGUAAUGUCAAUGUCAGUGUCAAUGGAUAUUUGAUGCUCCAUUUUUUUUUAUUGUAUGUAAACCUACUUACUGGUAAUAAUCUAACUGGUUCAGUGUUACUUAAAUAAACUUUUUUUUGUAAAACAAAUCAAAUGGCAUGUUGUCACAGGUUGGGGCGGACCACAGAUUGUAGCAAGCCACGCCCCUUCCUAGUUUCCACCUCGAGGAGGUCCCAAAGCCACCCUAAUGACCAGACACACAGAGUAUAAGUAUAAUUAAAAUGAAACUUUAUUAAAUUAUUUAAAAUGCUAUGGGGAAGAGGAAGGGGGAAGUUAAAAUAACUUUCUCCUGGCCUCCAGGCAGAGCUUCCACGGGGAUGAGGGGACAGGACUCCUUCGGCUUGGUUACUUGAACCCGUGGCGCUCUCCUUUUCUCCUGGAUGCAGAAUCACAAGAGAAACAGUCAGUGCAAGGGCUACCUGUCCUGAUUAAUGCAGAGGUCGACGGGGGUAUAGACCGUUUCAGCAGUAACAACAUAAACAAGCGGCUGUCACAGUCUGCAUGAACUUCCGGUAUUCUCCGCUAAGAAUAAAUAACAACAAAGUUCUUUAAACAUAGUUUAUUUAUAUAACAAGCAAAAAAAACAGCACAUAGAUUAACUAGGAAACCAAAACAUUUGUUAUUUUCGACGAGGCAUUUGUUUAAAAGAUCAGUUUAGCAACUAGUCAGACCAUUAAAAAAACGAAACCGGAAGUAAGGUUCGGAUCCAGACGUGUAUCACGUGCGUCCGAUGAAACAGUCUAUACCCCAAACUUCUAGUGUUCUCGGAGUGAUUAAUACUCUGCUCUCUCUCGCCCCUUAGGCUCUCGGUUGUGGGUCAGGAUGGAUUCUUUCCAGCAGACGGAGGUGGUUCGGGGUGGUAGGCUCCUUGGUGCAAGCACAGGCAAGUAAACAAAGGUAAGGAUUACAGAAGUGACUGGGGCUUUAACCUUUCCUCCUCAGGUUCGUGCUGUAAGCAGAGGUAAGAAGGACGACGGUGACUGGGCUUUAACUUUUCCUCCUCAGGUUCGUGCUGUAAGCAGAGGUAAGUGUGACAACGGUGACUGGGACUUUAACUUCUCGCUCGACGCACUGGUCUUUCCACACAACCUUCACUCUGGGGCAGUGGACUUACAGGGUGGUGUUCGAACACAGGGUGUUUUCAACUUACAGGUCUCCUGUGUGUCGAGGGGACGUCGGGUAUGGAUGUGCAGAGCCGAACGCUUCCCUUGCUCCUCCUCCACUGACGGUUCCGGAGAUGCUGAGCAGGGGCGAACCUUUGAAGAGGCUACACACAAGGAUGGUGAUUGUAUGCAGACGUGAUACCAGUAACCCUUCGUCCAACAACAAUAAUUACGAGAUGGUUCACUCACCCUGGUAGAUGGGUACACUUCACCACUGCCCUCUCUCAGAGCCAAAAAGGAUCCGUCAACUCUUAUACAGGAAAUCCUAAUUGCAAAUUCCUUCAACCCACCCUCCACCAGCCUCAACGUGCUGGGAUCUCCUCACGACUCCUCUGGCCUCGCAGUGGCUCCUGUCAACAUAAUCACAGCACUACACUGCAAGCUUUAGGUGUACACAUGCACAAUGAAGACAAGGACUCACCCACGACACUCCCACGCACUUUAAGUGAACUAAGGACUGAACCAAAACUCGACCCGGGCCCGCCGUGUGGUUGGGUGGGCGUUAUUCUUGGUGGAGGGGGGAAGGUGCCUAAAGGAUGGACGCCGGACCUCCUGUGUUUACCCCUAAUCGUACUCCUCGGCUCACCCACGCUUCUCUCCACAGUGGGGCCGCAACUCGGCGUGCUAGACUCACAACACAACGUCAGGUAAUAUACUUUCUGCUCCACACUACGUCAUACAAUCGAUGAUGUUACUCGCGUGCAAUUUGCAAUACUUCACAACACUAUCUCCUUCCAGUGCUACUCCCCGGCUCGCCCAAGCUUCUCUCCACGGUGGGGCCGAACGCUGAUUGUCAAACUCACAACAUACAUCAGGUAAUGCACUCUUCUUAUUACUUCAUAAUAAACGCGACUUGUAACUCACAUUCCCUGAUGACGCUCUGCUGUUCUUGUUCCUGUUCACCGCUGUAGAUCGUCCUUGACGACGGCUCCGGUGAGUACUCUCCAAGGUUACUGUUCCCACGAGGGCAUAACAUGAAAGCACAUCCGCAUCACAAUAGUAAUCGUUCUUCACUUACUCAGCCCAGUGACUCAUAUCCUCGAUGUUUUUUUCUCCCAGUAAAUACAACCUCUGUUUCUUCUUAUAAAGGCUUCGCCCAGGCCUCCGUUCUUUCCACACCGGAUCGGUUUCCAUGACCACACACCGCCCAACAAACGUAGAGACAAGCACCCCGUUUGUAUUUCUAGAGCUCUUCUUAUACUCCUUCUCUUCUCCUCCUUAGCCAAUCCCUAACCACUUUGUUUAUUGUACGCACCUGCAUCUAAUCUGGACCGAUUUGCCUCUCGGAAAAACUACCGGAAGUUCCGGUGUUUGUGGUAAGUCGUCCGGGCGGAAACCAUCUUCGGCGGAAACAACCUUCUCGAAUUUUAGUUCCGCCCACGAAAAAGUCACACUGUGACACACUUACCCCUGGAGGCAUCCCCAAAGUGUCACCACAGUGACGCAGCGCGAGUUCCCUCGAAAGGUAACUGUAACAAUGUAUCUUAAAAGGUAACACAAUGUAACCUUGCUCUCACUUAAAAUGUGUCUCCACAUUUAGUCUUUGCAUUUGAGGGUAUUGGACCUGGAAAGUCCUUGAAAGGUCCUUUAUUUUGAAGUGAACUAAGGUGUGAGAACCCUAGCUUAGAUUAAAGCAGAUAAAGUGACUUUUUUUGUUGAGCAUUGAACACAGAAACAAUUGUGAAAUGCAAACCGGUUUAUUAAACUAACGUUACCCCAGCUAACAGAAAAAAGUUCUAAGAACGUUCCCUGAAAGUUUUUAACUUUCCCAAAAACGUUCUGCCAACGUUAAAAGUGUUUUCUUGACGUUCUAAGAACGUUUUUGUGUUGUCUCAACGUUAGAGGAAUGUUACAUUUGACCAUUUUUAAACGUUAU